AAAAAUAAUAUUGUAGAAUGUACUUAUGUUUAUAAGAAAUUUAUGACUAUGAAUCUGCAAUCAAUCACAAACAAGUCUGGCUAAUUGGCUCUGCCAAAGCCAUUUUUCAAAAAAAAAAGUAUAUAAAAACGUUUUAAAAUAUUAAAAAUUCAGUAAUAUACAAUUUCAUUAACCCAUUUAGUAAUGACGCGGUAUAAAAUAUAUUCACUGUGUCGGUACUCCAUAUAUGCUACGGGCCGUUUUUUAUGCGUUUAUCGUGAGGACUUUUUGAAAAGACAAUCAACGACUUUAUUUACAAACCAGUCAUUUAUUCAACACACAUGCCAUAAGCAAUCCAGCUAAUAACCUUUCAUGAUUGACACGUCUCAUUAAAAUUGUGAUAAAGGAAAAGAUAUAAAAACGACGCCAUAUAACUUCAAUAUUCAAAAAUAAUUAGAAGAAGACCUCUAUUCGUUUUAGUUUAUUACAAAUCGUGUUUAUAAAAUUCGCGUUUUUCAAAAUUUGUUUUCCAAAAUGAUUCCUGAGUUAUGGAUAAAAGGUAAUUGUGUUACUCAAAUGUUAACAAAAGAAACAUUAAAGAAAUACAGACAUCUACUAAAAUGGAAAAAGAAUGAAACAAUUCUCGAGUUUGGUGCGGCACAUGGAAAUACUUCAGUCAAAUCAGUUCUACCAACCUUACCAGAAGAUUACAAAGAGUAUAUUCUAAGCGAUAUUUCGCCUGAUAUGGUUAACCAUAUGAAACAGAAUCUACAUAUACCUAGAAGUAAAGUCAUACAACAUAAUAUUGCUACCAAACAGGUUCAAAACGAAUUCGUAAAUAAGUUUGACCACAUUUUUGGUAUACACGUGAUGCACAUGGUGCCAAAUCCCAGACAAGCUUUCAUUAACAUUAACAAAAUGCUCAAGCCAGGCGGUCAAGUUUUUGUUUUAUUCGAUGAACGCUUACCGAUGGAUCAUGCUUUCCACAAUCUGCUCAAAUAUCCAAAAUGGUCGAGGUACGGGCAUAUGUUGUCCCCCCAUUACUACAGCGUCAAUGUGGAAGCAUCGUAUAAAAAAGAUAUUGAGGCUGCAGGGUUCAAAUCCUAUACCUUAAAUGUCGAAAAGGAUUACCAGAUCUGGUUUGAAAGUGAGGAGAAUAGAAGAACUAUAUACACUGCAGUUAAUAAUGUGCUGCCAAGGAUACCUGAAGACCAAAGGGAUGAAUAUCUAAGGGAUUACCAUAAGGAAGUCGAAAGUACUGGUCAUGUAUUCUUUAUGGAAAGAGAUGGACAACAAAUACCAUACGUCAAUGUGAAUUUAAUUGUUGGUGUGCUAAACAAAGACUGAUAAAAAACUUACAAUAAUAAAUAAAGGCAAUGAAAAAUUUAAAAAA
Diabrotica virgifera virgifera (western corn rootworm) is the source of this 1372-nucleotide messenger RNA. Its product is annotated as juvenile hormone acid O-methyltransferase-like. NCBI's taxonomy places the organism in Eukaryota, Metazoa, Arthropoda, Insecta, Coleoptera, Chrysomelidae. The transcript has 3 exons. Bases 514 to 1326 code for a protein of 270 amino acids. The record is from RefSeq and is a predicted model, not a curated record.